AUGGCUGCUUGCAAACGUUUUGUUGAUCAUUGGGGAAUUGCCACACCACAACCAAGAAUUCCAAUGGAUCCAUUCAGAGGAACGAGAAACAACGCAGUGGACAACACACCAGGAUAUACAAAUCAGAGCUUUCACCCAAGUGAACAAUUCUACACCCCUGCUUAUAAAUGUGGAUACAGUGGCAACAAAGAAAUCAUGGACGUCAAUUUUAACACUGAUGACGUCAUGGAAUCGAGCAGCGUUAUGUGCGGCUCUGCUUCUCGUGUUUUCGUCUUUGCAGAAAACAACGCUACUACAAGACGCACAAAAGGCAAAGAAGAUGAAUUAAAUUUGUCAAAGGAAAAGGACCGGUUUCCACACAUUAACGACCCCUUAUUGACCUCCACCCCAGUCGAUGUUAGUGCUAUGAAGCCAAUCAGGACCUCUACCCCUCUCGACCUCUCGUCCCAGAAGAAACAUUUCCUGUCUUCAGAUGAGUUGUUCUUGUCCGGAAGGUACAACAUUGAUCUCAAUACUUCCCCGGAUCUACGUGUCCGUCUGUUUACCAGUAACGAGGAAUCGUCUGAUGGAAGUUUAGUGAGAAAAUCUGUCUGUGAGUCUCCCAAUUCAGAAUUGUCCUCCUCAGGAGCAAGUGGCGGAUCUAGCAAGGAGAACGGUCUCUGGAGGCCAUGGUGAU
Messenger RNA from Saccostrea echinata, 676 nucleotides. RefSeq lists its product as uncharacterized. The transcript is spliced from 2 exons. Lineage: Eukaryota; Metazoa; Mollusca; Bivalvia; Ostreida; Ostreidae. The record is from RefSeq and is a predicted model, not a curated record. Bases 1 to 675 code for a protein of 224 amino acids.